This is a messenger RNA of Aspergillus wentii DTO 134E9, 1470 nucleotides long. RefSeq lists its product as uncharacterized. NCBI's taxonomy places the organism in Eukaryota, Fungi, Ascomycota, Eurotiomycetes, Eurotiales, Aspergillaceae. The record is from RefSeq and is a predicted model, not a curated record. The transcript is spliced from 2 exons. Bases 195 to 1184 code for a protein of 329 amino acids.
AGCCACUUAAGAAUCUCAUUGAAACGGUUUUCAAUAUGAAAUUUGAAUUGCCACUCCAACCCUAGUCCACCCUCUCCUCUUGCAACCUUCGCGAUCUUCCAUUCCAUCUGAUCGUGCUCUCUCCAAUCUCCAUCUGCUUCAACAGACUCUUCUACUGACCUGUCUAUCACUGUCCCAACCUAAUACCCUACAUCAUGCCUAAUACACACAUUUUGAAUUCGCCCCGUCCGCGAAAUUGGAAUCAAAAGACACUCGCAUCAUACCUGGGUGGGACACCAAAGGAGCUAUCGGAAUUGAAAAAUGCCUUGACGCAUCUGAUGCAAACUCAUGGAAAGCUAAAACAAACAUUCAAGUCCAUCGCGAUGCGAACCGAAUUGAAAAACUUCCUCGAAUCAAACCUCCGCAUUCUACCGCCGUUUGUCCAAGAUGCUACCUCUAAUGCGACGCGUAUGGAUGGGUUGAUGGGUAUGGCGUAUAAGAUCAAGAAUGAAUAUGUGCAGCAAUCGCGCGAGAAACGGGACUCUUUUGUUGAAAUGGCCACGACCAGUGACAACAGCGAUAGUAAUGAUAAUGAAGAGCCGGAGGAAUCGGAGCCACCAUCGCAACAGCAACCGCAGUCACAACCGCAGAUUGUGGUGAAAGAAGGACCAAACAGCAACAAUAAUAACAAUACCCAGCAAAACGCUCCAGAACCUGCUAAUUAUAACCAUAAUCAUAAUAAUCAUAAUCGAACAAGUGGCGAGGGCUCUGCCGCCGCUAUGGAGGAAUCGCACCCCGCAGAACCCCCAAGCAAAAGAAACAAAAUAUCACCACGUCCACCCGGCCCGGACAUACUCGCCCGCAACAUCUGGGUACUGAAUGAGAUCGACCAUACAAAGCACGGCCUAUGCUCCAUUCAAGAACUCCUGCGAAACGAAGAUCCUCGCAACCCCAAUCCAGCUCCUCAACUCGCUGACCUGGGCUAUGACCACUGGAUCAACAUCGUCCAAGCCCACUGCGGUUACGACUUCACCGUCCACCGUCUGGAGUAUCGACCUCCCGCCAACAUCAAUAUAAUAAUACAACCGAGAAGACUACCCAUCACAGUUCCCAUGUUCACCCAGAGCCAGUGGCGCGGUGCCAUGAACUCCCAACUACAAACAAAUCCAACACAGGAUCCUGUCUUCUAUAUGGUAUAUCAGUAGUUCGCCCCAGAACCCUCUACCCCAGAGCCGUUACCUCCCCAAAUACCCAGAUAUCAUAAUCCCUCAAACCACAGUGACAUGGUGCGAAUCAAACAAGAAUACGUGGAGAACGGGAUGCUUGGAUCAAGUCCAAGAGAGGACAGCAUGUAAUAUCCCCUAUUCAUGUUAUCGCGUGCAGCUUCAGAAUUACUUUACGAGAUACAGUACGGCCCAAACCCAAACAAAACUGAUGUGUCUGGCCGCACGAACGGGACUCAUUUACUUUCUUAGUGCCCCCCGGUAUAAA